AUGUCUGGCUCAAAUCAACCUGCAGAAAAACCGUCAAUUCCAAGACCGUACAAGUGUCCAAUGUGUCCCAAAUCAUUUUACCGUCUUGAGCACCAAACUCGCCACAUUCGGACUCAUACUGGCGAGAAACCACAUCAAUGCACUCACGCUGGAUGUGAAAAACGCUUCUCACGAUCUGAUGAACUCACCCGUCAUGCCCGCACUCAUGCAGCAGCCAACAAACGCAAA
Molecule: messenger RNA, 228 nt
Organism: Phycomyces blakesleeanus NRRL 1555(-)
Lineage: Eukaryota; Fungi; Mucoromycota; Mucoromycetes; Mucorales; Phycomycetaceae
Product: C2H2-type zinc finger transcription factor
Exons: 1
Cellular component (GO): cytoplasm; nucleus
Molecular function (GO): RNA polymerase II cis-regulatory region sequence-specific DNA binding
Source: RefSeq, a predicted model, not a curated record